This is a messenger RNA of Cyprinodon variegatus (sheepshead minnow), 878 nucleotides long. RefSeq names its product solute carrier family 7 member 6 opposite strand (gene slc7a6os). The annotation marks the transcript as partial. The record is from RefSeq and is a predicted model, not a curated record. The transcript has 4 exons. Gene Ontology annotation, biological process: developmental process. Lineage: Eukaryota; Metazoa; Chordata; Actinopteri; Cyprinodontiformes; Cyprinodontidae.
UCUUUCUGACAGACAGGCAGAGAAGCAGACGCGAGAGAACGAUCAUGGACCCCAACACGACCAUUCUGCGAGUGAAAAGAAAAAGGGGGACAGACCCCGCUGAUUCUCUGCUGCUAGCAUGUAAGCGUAUCCGACCCGAGUCUUCCCAGAACGCAGGGGAAACGGUACCGGAGCCCAACGAAGCCGAGGUGGAGAACUCAGUGUUCAAACUCGUGGCGACCGUAGCGACACAGGAUGCUCCAGUCCAGACUCAGGUCCGACACGCUCUCGCCAGACCCCGCGCAGCCCACGCCUUACGCCCCUCUGCUGCUAGUUCACAGCGGAUCAUCGGGGACCUGAGAAGCACCAAGUGGAGCACCCGGAGGGAGGAACGCUACAGAAUACUGUCGAGCCACCGCGCUGGGCUGUCCAGGCAGCCUGAGCAGGAGCCCCCCCAGACAGAUGCCUCAGAGGCUGCAGAUGAUGGCAGGCUGGAGAAAUGUUGGGGUCUUGGAGAAAUCCAGGUGGUGGAUCUCGUCCAUGAGGCGGUGGAGGACCCAGACAAGCCACUGAGGAAGACGCUCCCAUCAGACCCUGAGGUGAUUCUCUGUAACAACACCAAGAUGCUGCGGGAGCGGUUGGACAUAUCGGGAGAGAAGUUGGGGUCGGAGCACCGUGAGCAGGAGGACGACUACGUUUAUGAUCUUUACUACCAGGAAACGCUCACACCAGGCUGGAUCCAGGACAUCCUGUCUGUCAGGGCCUACGCUGACGAGGGAGAACUGGUUCCAGAUCUAGUUGUUCAUGAAGAGGAAGUCUAUGAAGACGAAGACGAUGAAAACGAAGAAAGCAACUGGAGGAAUGACUAUCCUGAUGAGGACAGCGAUUCAGACGGCGAC